Molecule: messenger RNA, 1444 nt
Organism: Aaosphaeria arxii CBS 175.79
Lineage: Eukaryota; Fungi; Ascomycota; Dothideomycetes; Pleosporales
Product: GroES-like protein
Exons: 5
Coding region: 155-1201 (348 amino acids)
Molecular function (GO): oxidoreductase activity, acting on NAD(P)H
Source: RefSeq, a predicted model, not a curated record
UCCCUAGACUGCAAUUGAAUGCUACGUAGAAAAGAGCAUCACUUUGUCUAAGAUACACCACUAUUUAAUUGAACUCUACAUCCAUUACAACGGCUACCUCAAUCGAAAUCAUUCCCCUUUAAGCGACCCUACAACCUUUAGAAAAUAGAAGAGCAUGGCAGACCGAAUGAGAGCUGUAGUGCAGCGCAAUAGCACUAAUGGCGGCAAGCCCACACUAUCCAACGAGUCGAUACCGCUACCGAAGCUCGAAUCGCAUCAAUUGCUCGUCAAGAUAUCGCACGUCGCUCAAAACCCAACAGAUGUCCAAUCGCUCGAUUCGAAUGCGUUUGGCGAUGGCUCCGUGUUCGGAUGUGACUUUGUCGGCACCGUCGAAAAGAUUGGGGAGGCUGUGACGAGCAAGGCCGAGGGUGACGUCGUGGCCGGAUUGAUCUGGGGAGGCGAGAUCAAAGGUCUCGGAGCGUAUAGCGAAUACACAGUCGCAGACGAGCGCAUCAGCUUCAAGGUUCCGUCGUCCAUUGCCCCGGAACAAGCUGCUACCGUUCCCCUGGCGGCUGCAACAUCCGCGCUGGCAUUGUUCUCAGAGCAGAGCCUACACAUUGAUAGGAAGAAGAAGGGCACAAGGGUCUUGAUAUGGGGCGGAAGCUCGAGUGUCGGCUUGUACGCCAUCCAGAUUGCCAAACUGCACGGCCUGGGAACCAUCACGACCUGCAGCCCAAAGAACUUCGACCUCGUCAAACAAGCAGGCGCAGACCAUGUCUUCGAUUACCGCGCCCCGGACGUGGUCGACCAGAUAAGACGUGUGGCUCCCGACUUGCAAUACGUCUUCGACACCAUCGGAGAUAAGGGUUCGUCGGCUCAAGCGUCGCAGGCAAUUCGCGAGGAAGGGGGCGGUCGUCUUUGCACCGUCCGUCCCGGAAAAGCGAAUACAGAGGGUGUGUCGAAGAGGACUACCGUCACUGAUGUUCUUGUUUGGACUGCAUUCUUGAAGGAACAUAGAUAUGGGACGUUUCAUUGGCCGCCGCAUAAAGGGGAUCACGACCUCGUUGCCGACUUCUUCGAAUCGAUACCCAAAUUGCUUGAGGAAGGAAAGUUCACGCCCAACAGGGCCAGCAUCAAGCACGGUCUUGACGCGGUUUCUGAAGGGUUCCAAGAGUACAGAGAUGGCAAGAUCUCGGGAUAUAAGAUCGUCUAUGCCUUGUGAGGUCUAUUCGGCGGGGAUAUACGAUCUCAUUAUCAUUUGAAUUGGGUGUAUCGUCUUGCUAGACUACACAUUAGGAUGAGCUCUUGGGUGCAUCUAAGGGUGCUCCUACUCAUCCGCGCCAACGUUUUUCACAUACUUCUCUCAACAUGGUGCUACUUGUAGUGGAGAAAGCUCUCAGGAGAAAACACAAUCAGUGCUCGCAGAAAUAAAACGUAUCCUGCUUUCUGUCAGUCAUGUUGCUGG